Molecule: messenger RNA, 336 nt
Organism: Trypanosoma rangeli
Lineage: Eukaryota; Euglenozoa; Kinetoplastea; Trypanosomatida; Trypanosomatidae
Product: putative leucine-rich repeat protein (LRRP)
Exons: 1
Coding region: 1-336 (111 amino acids)
Source: RefSeq, a predicted model, not a curated record
AUGACAUGGAAUUCCACGGAGGAUUUAUUCCAUCUCUCUGAUGAGCUCGAUCCUGCUUGUGCGUUUUCUAGAGCUCGUGGUUUGGCGCUUAAUCUCACUGAGCGUUGUCCGCAGUGGCUGGCAAAAUCCCUUGUGACUGAGUUGCCGCAGCCGAAAGAGUUGCACGUUUUAUUGGACGAGCGUCGAAUGCCUUCAUUUAGAGAAAUGUGGUGGUGGAUCAAAAUCAUGUUUGCUGGAAGAGCUGCGCUGCGUGUGAUUUGUUUGUUGCCGCGUCCUGUAUUGGCAUUGGAACCACCAUGGAAACCGUUUGGCGACGAUGGCGUGCUUACACCGUAG